Adineta ricciae is the source of this 1131-nucleotide messenger RNA. The record is from the annotation of a GenBank genome assembly. Lineage: Eukaryota; Metazoa; Rotifera; Eurotatoria; Adinetida; Adinetidae.
AUGCUUUUGGCUAGCGCUUUGCUGAUAAAUAAUAUUAUUCUAUUUGUUCUUGAAACUGUUGGUUACCAUACAUGUCAUAGUGUGAUACUACUCCUCGAUGGCUAUUAUCAUCUAUGUCAAGCUAUUUUGUGUACGGUACGAAUAGUUUCGCAGCUCAUUCAAUAUAGAUGUACCGCUCGUCAUACAUAUGGAUUGGCUCGAAUUGGUGUUCUUGGUGAAUUGGUGGCUUUCAUUUGUUUUAUAGCUCUGUCUGUAUCGGUGUUUUUUGAGAGUAUUAAACAUGUUGUUAAUGUUAUCUUCGUCAAUUCACAACGAGAGAACAAUAGCACAAGUUUGUUUUCUGCUCAUAGUCAUGAACAAAAUCUUAAUCUUACUAAUUAUACACAUUUCAUUCUUGGUAUCGGUAUCUACGGUACUAUUUCGAAUUGUCUACUGGGCUUUGUAAUACUAUGUAUUGUCAUAAAACGUUCGAUUAAGUUCGAAAAGCAAUUGAAACAGAGAAGACCAAGCUUGAAACAACCAUUACCAAGAAAAUUAUUAUCAAAAUCACAUCUAAUUACUGAUACAUUAUCCAUUCGUCAUUCCUAUCUUCAAGUUCUAAACAUGUUACUUGGUCCAGUAGCUAUAUUUGUUUGUGGUAUUUUACUAGUAAUGUUAUCCGACAAACAACAUAUCAUUAUUUCAUUCACUCGUCUUGUUGAUCCGAUCGUUUGCUGUUCUCUUUUUCUUUCAUAUAUUCUUAUAAUUUUUAUUCCAAUGCGUCAUGUCAUGCAUCUUGUUCUGCAAGCCAAUCCAUGCGAUCUAAAGGCUGAACAAGUGGAAAAAAUACUUUGUGAUUCUAUUACAGGUAUUGUGAGUAUACACGAACUACAUAUUUGGCGUUUAACGCCACAACGGACAUUAGCAACUGUGCACAUCAUAUUCAAUACAACCGAUGACAUACUCACAAAAUAUACAGAUAUUAGUUUUAUAUUUCAAACACUCCACAUCGAUCAUGUUACAAUUCAACCUGAAUUUGCUUUGCCUACGGAUGAAAUUGAAAAAUUAGGUUGCCAUUAUCAAUGUGUGACAAGCAGCAAUGAAUGUGAACCACUACGCUGUUGUGAAUAUUCUAUAAUCAAUAGACCUUGA